Crotalus tigris (Tiger rattlesnake) is the source of this 3011-nucleotide messenger RNA. It is a transcript of the gene PROK2, whose product is annotated as prokineticin 2. Bases 581 to 907 code for a protein of 108 amino acids. The transcript has 3 exons. NCBI's taxonomy places the organism in Eukaryota, Metazoa, Chordata, Lepidosauria, Squamata, Viperidae. The record is from RefSeq and is a predicted model, not a curated record.
ACCACCAGAUUCUGUCUCUUUUUCAUUUGCAUGCCUUAAUCCCCCAUGAAAAUAACUCUCUCAGACAGAUGAUGGCUACCUAAUGAGAUCUGCAUGUAUAUUUCUGAGUGCUUUAACAUGUCACUGUGACUGUUGUUCCUUUGGCUAAGAUUAUAGCUACUACUAAAAGCUUUCCCUAAGGCAACCUACAUCCCUGUGAACCCUUUCCAGGCUCGCCUUAGGCCUCUGCUUAGUUUUUAGAAAUUGCGAUGCUCUUUUUUGCAUCCCGCCAAGAAUACCUCCUCUAUAACGACGAGGUGCGCUUUCGUAUUUCAGCUCGGGCUUUCGUAUGGAUUCGCGGGUAUGGAUUCCGGUCCCUCUCCCCGACGGCACGGCAGCGUUGCCGGGGUAGCUCGAGAAGUGACUCAUCUUGCUUCUGAAUAGCAGCCCGGGGCUUUAAAACGGCUCCAGCGACCGCAGCUUCAGCUCUGCUCUUCUUCACGUUGCUGCCGUCCGGAGGGAGCCCCCAGCUGAGUACUCCGCGCACGGAGAGCUGCCGGACUCAGCCUCGGGACAGACCUACAAAAUACAGGAGGACGCCAUGAAAAGCCUUCCCUGCCUUCCUUUCCUCUUUCUGCUCUUCUUCUGCUCGGGGGACUCGGCGGUCAUCACUGGGGCUUGUGACAGAGAUCUGCAAUGUGGUGGAGGCAUGUGCUGUGCUGUUAGUCUUUGGAUCCAAAGUCUUCGAAUUUGUACACCAAUGGGCAUCUUUGGAGAAGAUUGUCAUCCAUUAAGUCAUAAAAUUCCAUUUUGGGGAAGAAGAACGUAUCACAGCUGUCCCUGUGAACCUAACUUGGCUUGUGUCCGGAUUUCUCCAAGCAAAUACAAAUGUUUACCAGAGUUCAAAAAUGAUGACAUCUAUUUUUAGCAGAAGGAUGGUGAAGAAUUCUGUGUCAUUUCAUAUUUCAUGAAUGAAGACCUCUAUUUGUUACUGUGAUGACAUUGUUUGACAGGAAAUUUAGACUAUAUUUUCUAGCCUUAUUAUUAAGAUACCAUAUUUAAGAUUAGUGUUUCCCUUAGACAAGUACAGUUUCUUUAUAUUUUUAUCACCCAAAUAAGGAUGAGCUGAGGUAGGCCUGUUAAGAGGUGCUAGCUGGAAUACAGCCCAUCGUCCAUGCUUGACAGACCAAGGGAGACCCAGUAUAUUUUGCUGCAUACAGAAAUAUUAUUGGCAAUGUCAUAAAGGUAGACAAAUUGGGCUACAAGUAGAGCACAUCUAGAAAAAAAGGCAUACUAUUGUCAAAUUCUUUCUACUAAAAUGCUCAAAUCCAGAGCAUUUAGUAACCAGUAUCACCAAAUCAGUUUGGAAGGUUUUCCUUAGCCUGCCAAACUGAAUGAACAUAUCACUCUUACUGAUCACGGAAAAAAAUUAAAAAGCAAAGAAAUCACCUCAUCCAACUCCUGGUGGAUUUGUACUAGCAAGUUUGGAAAGAAAACGAGCAUUUUUCUAUUAGAAUCUCUGGUCUUUAAGAGAAAAAUAACAUCACAUUAUCUGUGUGAGAAUGAAUUAAUUUAUAUUAGCUCCAGAACUAGAAUGGAUUUGAUGUUGGUAGGGGUGUAUGUCAGAUUGUGUGUAAUAUGUGUUUCUGUUGCUGCACUUCGGAGGUACAGUUGGAAUGCCCAUCUUCUAUUUGGGAAUGUCAAUGUGUACUGGACAACCUGUGUCCCAUUGGAUCAUUAUUUCAGAGAUACUUCCUUACCUAAACCAAGACAGAAUGACCGUGGGAUCAGGAGCAACUUUCAACUUCCUGCUAGCUUCCCCAUUGAAUUUCCUUGUGGGAAGCUGUCAGGAGCAUUAAAAAUCUUCCUUCCCUUCUCCCUUUUCUCUUCUCCCUCUGUCAUUCUGUUAUCUUCCUUCCUUCUCUUCCUCCUACCUUUUCUUCCCUCCCUUCCACUCUUCCUUCUACCCUUCCUUUCAUUCUCUCUCACUCCCUUCUUCCUUCCCUGCCUCCUUCCCAUUCUACUUUCAUUCUGUCAUUAUCUUUCUUCCUUCCCUCUCUCCCUCAAAUUCCUUCCGGCUUCUCCAUUUACUUUACCUGUGGGAAACUAGCAGGGAGAAAGUCAAUGGAGAAGCCAGCAGGAAGUUGCAAGUCCAAGAACAGCAGGUAGGUAAGUGGCUGCUGUUGGGUGAGGGAGGGAGCAAAGACGUGCAUGAGAGGUGCCACUGGGUUGGGAAAGGUUGGGUAUAUGCAAUGGGUCAGGGAUGGCAUGCAGAUGGGUGGCCUACGCUAAGAAAGGUGCCUAGGGUUGUGUGAGAGAUAUUGUGUGGAUUGUGCAGGGGGUGGAGGCACUGCAGAUCAAGAAGAGUGAAUGGAUCAUAGGGAUGUAUAAGAGAUGCUGUGAAGUCAAGUAGGGCAUGCAAGGGAUUGCAGAGAGCAAGAAGAAUGUAAGGAGGUUGCAGGUGUGUGUGAGAGGUGUUGCACCAGUCAGGGAUAGCGUGCAAGGGAGUGGCAUGAGUUGGGAAGUUUGCCUGAGAUUGCUUGGAAGAUGGCAAGAGGCUCCAUGCAAGUCAGAGACAACACGCAUGGAGCAGUAUGGGUUGGGCAGGGGUGCACAAGUCAUACCGCAUAGAUCGAGAAAGGCACACAGCAAGGGUCAGGUUGGGGAUGGGGUGUAGGGAUGCACAAGUGAUGCCACAUUGGUGAGGAAAGGUGUAUGGGGAAUGGCACAGUCAGGAAGGGCUAAUGGGAAUACACAAGAAGUGUUGUCUGAGUCAGGGAAGGCACACAAUGGGGGCAGGUCAGAUUAUGGGGCUAAAGGUGCAGCAGCAGCCAGUAGCACUGAAGACCCAUAACUUCCUCAAAUUUCAUUCUUAAGCGACAUUCUUACGCUUUUCUUUAAAAUUAGACAAAACGUUCCUUUAGGUUGCAACAAAGUUAUUAGUUUCUUUAAAGCCAAUGAUCUGCACCACAGAGCUUAAAUUUUGAAAGAAUUAUUUAACAUAAAAUCAUAUAAUGAAAACGAGAAAAAGA